Ectocarpus siliculosus is the source of this 1278-nucleotide messenger RNA. The record is from the annotation of a GenBank genome assembly. Lineage: Eukaryota; Phaeophyceae; Ectocarpales; Ectocarpaceae.
AUGAACUUUCGUAUCGGGUGCUGGUUCUACUUCGGACGAACUGUCGAGCUGGGGCAGACAUUUGUGUGCUCUUCCGACCCCGACCCUCAGCUUUCAGCCUUUCAGAACACGCCGACUCUCCGACCCUACACCUACGGGAGGUUCGAGAUGUACCUCUCCACCGCCGGCAACGGGUCGCUGUGGUUCGGAAUUAGCGAGCAGUACAAGUACGCAAUGGUCACGAACUUUUACACCUGCGGGGUCACGGUGCAACCGCUUGACUCGACCACGGUUACGACGACAUCCGACGUGUUGAUAACGGCGAUCCCGGAGCAGGGGGAGCUAUGCGACCUCGGCGACGGCAUCGAUCUACAGGUUCGCUCGGACGAGUUCUCGGCCAACAUCGAAGAUGUGGGGGCCUGGAUAUACUUCGACGGACGUUCCCUCAAUGUAUCCCACGAGGAAACGAGGCUCUCCCUUCGCUUCGCAUACACGGGAGAACAUUUCAUCAACGUGUACCUUGCUAGCGGCGCGCGCCUGGCGUCGAUGAACAUUACCGUGGUCGCUGCAGCUCCGUACGCGCCAGCUUGUGAAGUGACUGGGCGCCCUCCAAGCUCCGCCCCCGAGGGGUCUUCCGUAGUUGCGUCCUUGACAGCACGGGAUUUCUACGGCAAUAGCAUCACCGAGCAGUGGGGGGACAACGCCUUCCAGGCCUGGACCUACGCGGGCGGCGUCGGCGACAACGUUUCGGCCGCCACCGUACACGACACCGGUAACGGGUCGUACCGCGUCGUGUCGGACACCCUGGGAGACGCUGCAACUACAUUCCUGUUCGUGGAGAGGGACGCUCUAGGUGUUCCCGGAAGUCCCUUUGAGGUUUACGUUUUUGGCCCCGCCAAUUGUGCUGUGAUGUCGACCGUCGGCGACUGCCAAUCCGACUUGUGGAGACCGGUUUCGCAGCAAUGGGCGGCCCGUUCUCCUUGCAUAGGCCAGUUUGAUGACCCCGAGCACUCUGGGAUAGGCUGCGGCUACAUUCCCCUGAAAUCGGAUCUAGGAACAACCAUAGUCGUUUGCGCCGCUUUCGCCGGCCUCUACGCUGCCGUGAUUCUGUGGUGGAUUCGACGGGAACGUUGGGCCGUUAUCGUCAAGCUGAGCCAGCCGUUCGUGUGCCAGCUCUUCCUCGCCGGCUGCAUCCUGCUCAACAUCACGGCGGCGUUCCUCGUGGGGGUCGCGUCGGACCCUAGCUGUGUGAUGCAGCCGUGGAUGCUGCACAUCGGCCUGACCUUCACCAGUGGGUAG